UUUUUUAGCAUGUUUAUAAAGGCUUAGGCAGUCUUAAGACCCCUUUUUAUUGAGUCUUAGAUGUUUAUUGUAUGACUUCUUUUUUUAAAAUGUAUAUAAAUGUGAAAAUGUCAUUAAAGAAAGUGACAUAUUACAUAAUAGACUGGAUGCCAGAUUUUUUCUGCAAAAAUAUAAACAAGUGUGACAGUCAAAGUCUCCAGAAGAACUGUUUCUCCAACAUGCUUAGAAAAACCUAUCAGCCAAUAUUCUCAUAAAAAUGCAAAGUACUACUGAUGCAUUUUAAAGACAUUAAAGACACUGUCACAUCAAAUACUCACUUUGUUUAGUUUAGUGCUGUUUACUAUUCUUUAAGUAGAAAACAUAAGCAUUAUUUUGAAGACAAUAUAUUAUUUGAUUAAAUUAACAGAAUCUGGAACGCUGAGAAUGACAGUAGGAACAGCAAAUAUUAUUGGUUCAUGUGUUUCUCUGGGACAAAACAAGACUGUCCCCUGCUCAUUAUGGUACCUAUAUAAGCCCAUCUCUGCCCAUCUUUCUGUUUUGUGUCAGUUAUGGCAUGCCAUGGUAAUUUGAUCACAUUUUGGUUUCUUUUAAACACACUUAUAUGUUGUCAGUCCACAAACAACAAUGAGUGCAUCUACCAGGGAGACGAAGGGACCCAUAGUUUCUACAAGGGUGGCGAUGUGAUUUUGGGAGGACUGUUCCCUCUGCACUACAGCCCUGUUUCAGCAGUGCAGUCUUUCCAAAGCAAACCUGAACCGACUGAUUACAAGUACUUUAGUCCUCGAGCCCUGAGGUGGAUGCAAACAAUGACCUUUGCUGUGGCAGAGAUAAAUCAGAGACAGGACUUGUUACCAAAUCUGUCCCUGGGAUACCACAUACGGGACAGCUGCGAUGACAUACCUGUGUCACUAAAGAGCUCACUUCUCCUGGUCAAUGGGCAGCCAGAGAGAGCAAGAGGAUCUGGAUGUGCAAAUGUUAUCAGGCAGCCCUCUCCUGUCAUAGUAGGAGAUGCUGCAUCAGGGAUAUCCAUGGCUGUGCUGAGAACACUAGGCUCAUUCAAUAUACCUUUGGUGAGCUACUUUGCAUCUUGCUCAUGUUUGAGUAACAAGAAAGAGUUUCCCACAUUUAUGCGGACAAUGCCAAGUGACGAAUUUCAGAUUAAGGCUUUAGCAAAGCUGGUCCAUUACUUUCAGUGGAGCUGGGUGGGGGUCAUAGGAGUGGAAUCAGACUAUGCUCGCUUUGCCAUCCAGCUCUUUCUAAAGGAAUCAACCAGAUACCACGUAUGCCCCGCAUAUGUGCACUUUUACCCCGUAUCACUCACUACAGAAGCAGUGCAGGACUUGAUGGGUACUAUUAAAGCCUCCACUGCCACAGUCAUUCUUAACUUCUCUGGAGAAUCAGAAUUGCAAACUAUUCUAAGAGAAUGCAGGCGACAAAACAUCACGCAUCUACAGUGGAUUGCCAGUGAAGCUUGGGCAACAUCACAGGCAUUGUGGGGUGAUUUCCAUGAUCUCUUACAGGGAACUUUAGGGUUUGCCAUCCGGAAGGGAGAAAUCCCAAACCUUGGUGGAUACCUCAGAGAGAUAGUCACUUCCAGUGCUCAAACCUCACAUUUUUUAGCAGAGUUUUGGGAGGAAACAUUCAACUGUCACCUCAAUGGAUCUUUAAACACUCAUGUACAUAGAGAGGAUGCCCAGUUCAGGGAAGCUUGUAGUGGGAGAGAGAGUCUGUACAAUGUGUACUCUACCUUUACAGAUGUAUCACAGCUUAGAGUGUCCUACAAUGUAUACAAAGCUGUGUAUCUCAUUGCACAUGCCUUACAUGAUAUGAGUACCUGCGUUCCAGGGCAGGGCCCCUUUCAAAAUGGGACAUGUGGGAAUCUAAAUCCCCUUCUGCCUUGGCAGUUGAUAAGCUACAUGAAGAGAACAAACUUCACAACACUAGGGGAGUUUGUGCACUUUGAUGAGAAUGGAGAUCCCAUUGCAUCUUAUGAUCUGAUGAACUGGCAGGGGGCGAGUGAUGGCUUACUUCAGCUGGUGAAGGUGGGAUUCUAUGAUGCAUCACUGAAGGAGGAUAGUGGCCUGGUCAUAAAUGAAUCAAUGAUUAUGUGGCAACGAGACAAUAAGGCACCAGUAUCAGUCUGCAGCAAAAGUUGUCUGCCAGGUUCCAGGAAAGCCAGGCGAAAGGGUGAACCCAUCUGUUGCUUUGACUGCAUACCAUGUGCUGAGGGAGAGAUUAGCAAUCAAACAGACUCAAAUGAUUGUUUAAGAUGUUCAAGGGAAACAUGGCCAAACCAAGCCAGAGACAAAUGUAUACCAAAGGGUCUGGAGUACCUGUCCUUUCAGGAGCCCUUGGGAAUAAUUCUCUUGGCUGUUUCUACAUUUGGAGCUUGUCUGACUGCUGCAGUGAUUUGUGUAUUUAUGGUCUACAGAAAUACUCCAAUAGUUCGAGGCAACAACAUGGAACUCAGCUUCCUCCUACUCUUGUUCCUAUGUGCAUGCUUUCUAAUUAGUCUGACAUUCAUUGGGAAGCCCACUGAUUGGCUCUGCCAGAUCAGAUUUACAGCCUUUGGAGUCAGCUUUGCACUCUGUAUCGCCUGCAUCUUGGCUAAGACUGUAGUGGUUCUCAUGGCUUUCAGGGCCACCUUACCUGGUAGUAAUGCCAUGAAAUGGUUUGGUCCAGUACAACAGAGAUUUUUUGUCAUAUUAUGCUCUUUGGUUCAAGUACUUAUUUGCAUCAUAUGGCUGAUAACUAAACCUCCAUCUGCUGCCUAUACCACAGCUUUUUUGAGUCCUACUAUAAUUGUAGAGUGUAAAGUGGGAUCUGAGAUAGGAUUCUGGUGUGUGUUGGGAUACAUUGGCCUACUAGCAUGUAUGUGCUUUUUAAUAGCUUUUUUGGCCAGAAAACUUCCAGACAAUUUUAACGAGGCCAAAUUUAUCACAUUCAGUAUGCUUAUCUUUUUUGCUGUGUGGAUAACAUUCAUCCCUGUUUAUGUGAGCACAAAUGGAAAAUAUAUGGUUGCUGUGCAUGUCUUUGCCAUCUUAGCUUCUGCAUUUGGAUUGCUUCUGUGCAUAUUUGCUCCAAAGUGCUAUGUUGUCCUGUUGAGACCUGAAAAAAACAGCAGAAAGCAUAUGAUGAAAAAAUAGUGCAGAAUCAUUUGCCAACAUAAUUACACACAUAUACAAUCAUUAAUUACACACAUGAACAAGAAAUUUAAAUGAAUUAGGUCUGGAAUUGUAAAACAUUUUAUGCUGCAAUAAACGAUCAAUCUAUAAUGACUUAUCUGGUACUUUCUACACAAGACAAAAAUAAAUAUGCCAAAACAAACUCAUUUUUAGGAAAUUAAACAUAUACACUAUAUGGCAAAACGUUCGUGGACACUCAACCAUAACACUCAUAUGUGUUUUUUGAACAUCCCAUUCCAGUUUCAGUUCCCCUCCUUUGCUGU
Molecule: messenger RNA, 3448 nt
Organism: Ictalurus furcatus (blue catfish)
Lineage: Eukaryota; Metazoa; Chordata; Actinopteri; Siluriformes; Ictaluridae
Product: extracellular calcium-sensing receptor-like
Exons: 6
Coding region: 549-3146 (865 amino acids)
Biological process (GO): G protein-coupled receptor signaling pathway
Cellular component (GO): membrane
Molecular function (GO): G protein-coupled receptor activity
Source: RefSeq, a predicted model, not a curated record